ACCGCCCUUGGGCUGAGUGAGAAACCCAAGCACAGAAGACAUCGCAUUCAUUGGGAAGACUGGUGUUAUUUGGAGAUUCCGUAGCUAGUUCCCGUCAGCCUCAGGUAGCCUCUCCCUGAUCUGGAGCAGUAAUCCCAAGAAGAAGCAGUGUGGCUUUCGUCUGCUGUUCAGUGUUGCUUAGGAAGCUUUAGCCAGCACCAUGGCGUUGCCGUACAAGAAAGAUCUGGACAAGUACAAGGAUCUCGAUGAAGAUGAAAUCCUCAACAAACUGUCGGCGGAGGAGCUCAAACAGCUGGAAACGGCCCUUGAGGAGAUGGACCCUGAGAAUGCUCUCCUCCCAGCGGGUUUACGUCAGAAGGACCAGACGGCUAAGACAGAUACAGGACCAUUCGACAGGGACAGUCUGCUCAAAUACCUGGAGAAGGAAGCCAUGGAGUACAAGGACAGAGAGGAUAUAGUGCCCUUCACUGGGGAGAAAAAAGGUAAAGUAUUUGUUCCGAAGCAGAAACCAAUAGAAACACGCCAGGAGGAAGUCACAACCCUUGAUCCAGAAUUAGAAGAAGCUCUGUCCAGUGCCACAGAGACAGAACUCGGUGAUCUAGCAGCAAUCCUGGGUGUUCACACACUGGUCACCAGUAGUCAGACAUAUGAGAGAACUGGAUCUAAAGAGUCUUACAACAAUGUGAUCAAAGGGGAAAAGAUGAACCCAGUGUUUGACGAGCCACCCAAUCCCACCAAUGUAGAAGAAACUCUGCAGAGGAUAAAAAGCAACGACAGCUCCCUAACAGAGGUCAACCUCAACAACAUCAAGAACAUUCCAAUUCCCACGCUGAAGGACUUCGCCAAAGCCAUGGAGAAGAACACGCAAGUCAAGAAGUUCAGCCUGGCAGCAACGCGGAGUAACGACCCGAUAGCUGUGGCGUUCAGUGAAAUGCUGCGAGAGAACAAGACGCUGCGCAGUUUGAAUCUGGAGUCUAACUUCAUCACCGGGGCGGGCGUGCAGGCUUUGGUAGAUGCAUUGCGAGAUAAUGACACACUCACAGAGAUCAAGAUAGACAACCAGAGGCAGCAGCUGGGUACGACCAUAGAGAUGGAGAUAGCUAAAAUGUUGGAGGAGAACAACAGCAUAGUGAAGUUCGGCUACCACUUCACCCAGCAAGGACCUCGAUCCAGAGCCGCCGCAGCUAUCACCAAGAACAACGACCUGGUCCGCAGGAGGCGAGUGGAAGGCGACCUGUAGGGACGUAGCCCAGCCUGUCUCCCAGCCAAUUGUGUUUUUCAUCUCAUCGCGUGGAAUAAUUUCAGCCAAUGCCCUGGUCUCAUCUCACUGUGUGGAAACUUUAGUCUUGUGCCAAACUACGGGGCAAGGCGCGCAAAAACCAGAACAUACAUCUGAGAAGAAGGGAAAUAACUGGAAUUGCCCUCUCCUAUACACAUGUUCAUACUUAUGUUUAUUAUGAUGUUGUUUUUGAAGGUGUAAAUCUCAUUAGUUUUUAGUCAUUUCAUUUCAGCUGCUCCUUUUUUUUUGAGCCUUUAUAUUGCCUGUCCAGACUUUUUACUUGCUUUUUUUCCCCUUUUCUCCUUUUAUACAAUGUUAUAAUCAUGCAAACUAAUCAUAAACUAAGUAACAGGAACAACAGUAACAGCUUUGUAAAAAAAACAGUAACUAGCGAUUGAGAAACCCCUGUGUCCUGUAUUCUGAUGGUUUUCUAUCGAGGUUGAAACUUAAUGUGGGAUUUCUGUAUCGAACCAGAACUGGAGUUUGUCAUUCGUACGAUGGGGGUAGCUCUCAAGUUGAUGCCUGGACUUGAAAGUGAUGUGAUUCAAGGCCAGGCCAGUCUGCUGGGAGCAGAACGGUUAUAGCGUAGCCAUGACGAUUAGCCUAUAAACCUUGUAUGACUGUACAGAUGUCUGUUUCCAUGUAAAAACCAGCAGUAAUGACUCUUGGCUCUGACGUCUCUGAGCAAAUUGCUGUUUUUCAUUGCAUGAGCAGUGUGGUUUUCAGGCGUUGUUUAUUGGAGUUGCCUUGUAAAGCCAGCAUGACUGUUUGGUGUGUGCAAGAAGUUCUGGUUAGUUAGAGCCUGAUACUGUAGUCAUCCUAAAACAAGAUGCUUGACCAUGUUCAGUCUGCUAAUGACAGUUCUAUACUGUUUGCUCACUCCCUCGAAAAUAUAUACUGUAACCCUCAGUGCAUCUUAUUUUGUUAUUGCUUUACUGUUUUAUUCCAACUAAAGUCUUGUUUUGAUACUGUUCAGACUCUGAUGGUCACUUUAAUCUGCUCACAUGAAAUUCUGAUUAAGUUUUGAUAGUUUGGACCAAGUAAAAGUCAGAUUGUACUGUAAAAGGAACAUGACAUCAGCCGGAGUCUAGGCUGAAAAAGGCUUUGAUCUGCUCUUACGAAUGAUGUCUGCUCAACACACUGAGUUUCUCUGUUGCUUAACCAUGCCAAAGACUAACACAUGCAGUGCUUCAAGUAUCAAUAUUGGACUUAAUGGUUAUUGGUAGGAAAGGAGACAUUUUUAGAUCAUGCUAUGCCAUUGAACAUAUAUAUAUAUUUUCUUUUCAGUGGGCUGUUCAUAGCCAAAUGUUCAUCAAGUAGUUGAGUGAGAUGCGAGGAAGAGCUGGCAAACGAUUUGUGUGAAACUUACUUCUCAGGUUGCGGCUGCUUGUGAAAUGUUUCUUUGAACUAUGGCUCCCUAAUGAAAGUCUUAAAAUUAACUUCUCUUCACACCGACUCUUUCAACAGUAGCAUGUCAUUUAUUAUGUAACACGGUUUGUUGAGUACACUGACCUGCUUGAGAUGGUUAGAACAGGACUAAUUCAGGGGUUACUUGAAACCUGUAUAUACUGUUUAUGUGUAAUAGGAACAAUAUGCUGGCAUGAAGUCAUCACUCGUGAACAUCAUGUUUCUAUUGACCAAAAAUGUUCUUCCAUCAGCCUCACAUUCCUUCGGACAAGAGUUGUACUUUGGGUUUUUAUAUCUGUGUACGUUUUCCACAAACAUAUCUGCUAGUAAUUUCUCCUUGGAAGUUUUUGUUUUUACAUUACUGUAUUUUUUCUGGUGGACAGUCGGCUAAAGCGGUAAACUGCUUCUUUGCUUGGGCUUGUUAAUAAUAAUCUGUGAUUCAUAAUAUGUAUAUUAAUUGUAAAAUGCCAUCUCAAAUUCAAAGUGUACACACAAACACACACACACACACACACACACACACAUACACACAUACACACACAUAUUGCCAUGUGUGUACCACAUAAAUCUACACGAGUCACUGCUGAGAUUUUUUUGUACCUUAAAACAAAAACCCAGGUGUUAACACAAGGAUUAUGUAUUAUUUUAAAACCACAGGACUGGUAAAACGCACUGCUGAAUAUAAGACAUCUUAAACAAUAAAUGUUUUUACAUACUGUG
Molecule: messenger RNA, 3406 nt
Organism: Stegastes partitus (bicolor damselfish)
Lineage: Eukaryota; Metazoa; Chordata; Actinopteri; Pomacentridae
Gene: tmod2
Product: tropomodulin 2
Exons: 10
Coding region: 200-1240 (346 amino acids)
Biological process (GO): actin filament organization; myofibril assembly; muscle contraction
Cellular component (GO): cytoskeleton; striated muscle thin filament; myofibril
Molecular function (GO): tropomyosin binding
Source: RefSeq, a predicted model, not a curated record